CGCCCGCCCCGUCCCGGCGGCGGCACCGCCAGAGCCAGCGGGAGGAGGAGGAGGAGGAGGAGAGAGGGAGAGGAGGCGGCAGGUCGGGCGGGCUCGGGGGAAGAUGGCGGCGCUGGGAGGCGAGCCGCAGCCGUUCCCCGGCGCUGCCCUGGCUCUGCCCGCGCCGCUGAACCGCGGGCUGGAGCGGGCGCUGGAGGAGGCGGCGCACUCCGGAGGGCUCAACCUCAGCGGCAGGAAGAUGAAGGAGUUCCCGCGCAGCGCCGCCGCCCUCAGCCACGACCUCUCCGACACCGUGCGGGCAGAUUUAUCGAAGAAUAGAUUAACUGAAGUUCCUACGGAGUUGUGCCAUUUUGUGUCACUGGAAACACUAAAUCUGUACCACAAUUGUAUUAAAAUUAUACCAGAUGCCAUAGUAAACUUGCAAAUGCUAACUUACUUAAAUUUGAGUCGAAAUCAGCUUUCUUCUUUGCCAGCUUGCCUGUGUGGUCUUCCUCUAAAAGUCUUAAUUGCAAGUAACAAUAAGCUAGGUUCCCUUCCAGAAGAGAUUGGUCAGCUAAAACAGUUAAUGGAACUGGAUGUCAGCUGUAAUGAAAUCACAGCUUUGCCACAGCAGAUAGGUCAGCUGAAAUCUUUAAAAGAACUGAACGUCAGAAGAAAUUACCUUGAAGUGUUACCCCAAGAACUAGUACAGCUUCCCUUGGUAAAGUUCGACUUUUCCUGCAAUAAAGUGCUUGUGAUUCCAAUUUGUUUUAGAAAGAUGGUGCAAUUACAAGUAUUACUGCUUGAGAAUAAUCCUUUGCAGUCUCCACCAGCACAAAUUUGUACAAAGGGUAAAGUACAUAUAUUCAAAUACCUGGCUGUGCAGGCCUGUCAGAUUAAAACAGCAGAUUCACUGUAUCUUAAUGCCAUAGAACAACAGCAUUUGCCACAACCCGUGGAAGAGAGCAUUGAUGACAUCUACCCAAGCAAAAAGGACUCGGAUUCAGGUGUUGGUAGUGAUAAUGGUGAUAAACGUUUGUCAGCAACAGAGCCAUCUGAUGAAGAUACUAUCAGCUUCAAUGUUCCAAUGUCAGACAUCAUGGAAGAAGAUCAUGUUGUAAAGGAAGAUUCAGGUCACCAUGCUAACUCAAGAAAAGUGGAUUUCCAUCAGGGAUCAUCUCACUUGAUUGUCAAUGAUAAGUCAAGAGAAACAGGAAACGAGUUUGACGAAUCGGAUACUCUUACUACUGAAUUUAUGAGUUACAUUAAGAGCAGAGCAGCAGAGUGUGAUGAAUUAUUGAGAAUAGAAGAGGACGCACAAUGGCAAACAGACGAAAUAAUGAAUUUAUCAGAAGAACAAGCUCUUGAUAUAGCAAUGAUAGAACAACUCAGAGAAGCGGUAGAUUUAUUACAAGAUCCCAACAGUGGUCAAAUGCAGAUGGAGAUGUCUUCCCUUGGUCAGAGAGAAAAUACUGAAAAGGAACUAGAAUUUCAGAGAAGGAGGGAGCUGAUUAUGGAGAAAGCAAAGUCUGAAGUGAGAACUUGUGAACAAGGUGAAAAAUGGUCAUUGAGUCAGAAUGAUAUAAUUGUUUGGAAUACAAGUGGACAAACCUCUUACAAUGAGAACAAGGGUAAAAGUCCAACAAUGUCUCCUACUACAAACGCCACAAUCCCUUUUGGAUUGAAGCCACGAUCAGCAGACCCAUCCCUCAGUCUUCCUCCUAUCUCCUUCAACACACUUACACAGGCACAAACAUGGGACAACUUUAGCUACAGUAUCCCAUCUGAAGGAGACAGUGACAAUGUGUUCUUAAGACCGCAAAGAAACUUGGAAUCAAUCGACCCACAAUUUACAAUUCGAAGGAAAAUGGAACAGAUGAGAGAAGAGAGAGAGCUUGUGGAACAGCUACGUGAGAACAUUGAAACAAGACUAAAGAUUUGUUUGCCUGAAGACUUGGGGUCUGCUCUGAUGGAUGGUGUAGUUCUCUGCCAUUUAGUAAAUCAUGUUCGUCCUCGAUCUGUAGGAAGUAUUCAUGUACCUUCACCAGCAGUACCUAAACUUAGCAUGGCCAAAUGCAGGAGAAAUGUGGAAAACUUUUUGGAUGCAUGUAGAAAACUGGGCAUACCAGAGGAGAAGCUCUGCCUACCACAUCACAUCCUUGAAGAAAAGGGCUUGGUAAAAGUAAGCGUAACAGUUCAAGCAUUGCUAGAUGUAACCACACUGAAACAAGCUUUAUUCACGUGAAAGUACUCUCUCUGCUGUUACGAGCUCCACUGUGCCAUCAAAGAAUCAAAAUACUGCCCAUCUUUUCAAACUGCUUUGAAAAAAAACCUAUGCUCUAAGAGUAUUCUUACACUUCAGAUUUUAAAGUCGUCUUUCUGACUGUACAUGUGCGUCGAACUACAAACCAGAAACUAAACAGCAACAUUUUCUAGAGCAAACGGGCACAUCACUGCUUUUAUAGCUCACUUUGUACAGUACCUACUAACACAGCCACCUCUCUACCACUUUAAAAUGCGUGGAGUACACGGCUGUCUUGCAGCAAGAUACCUUCAUAUUGUUAAACUAAGAAUCAUUGUAAUCGUUUGGUUGGGGGGAGGGAGAGUAAAUCAGACUUCUACCACAUUAGGUUUUUCUGCAGUUGCUUCAGGCUAUUACUGCCUUUUAAAAAAAAUACCCUGACAUAAAAUAUUUAUAUAAAUAUUAUUUAUUAGUGAGUUGUUAUUCAUCCUUUGGAUGCAAAAUGUAAAUUAGGAAACUGUAUUUUAUUACUGCUUUUUUGUGGUUAAACACUUUAUUUUAAUAUAAAUACUUAGUUAUUUUUUAUUCUACUUGGUGUGCAGUAGGUCUAGAUCUCCGUAAAUUGUAUUUUCUAAUAUGUAACAUAAAAAGCAAACAAAAUAGGUGCUUUUAUUACAAGAACAGCUAGCUGGAAUGGCAUCCUUUAUUUCUUGAAUUUGUGGAACAUUGGUAAAAAUCUUUCUGCAUUCCAUUGAGUUUCCUACAUUCCAGUAGCACUUUUCUCCCCACCAGACUGAAUUGGCUGAACCUGAGAGCACACCCAUUUUAUUUGUAUAUAGAUGUUUAAAAGGAAAAAGGAACUAUGUAAACUUGAAAAAAUAAAUGUGAAUAAAUAUUUUUGAUUGCUUAUUUUACUAUGCACAAGACAUUUAACUUUUGCCACAACAAAAUGAAUGAUGUGCAUUAGGAUCAUGUGUCUUGAAAUAUAAUGUUGCACUGUAACUUGAUUUCUUUUAAAGAUGACAGCACUACAGAACAAAUAAUCAAAAUCAGCACAAGAGCAUUAAUGAGAUUUAUUUACCAGGCAGCCAGAACAUUUUGAUUUUUUUCUUCAGUGAUUCCUUCAAGAAGAGAUAAAGUUACUAAAAUUGCCAAAGGCAGAUGCAAAGAUCUGAUCUUUGAGACCCAACCUGCUGCAGGCAGUGCUGCUCCUCACGGUCGCUGUCGUUUUCCCACAGAAUUAAGCACAAUGUUCUGUAGUGAAUGUUUGCAGGAUCAGACCUCUGAGCCCACAUCAAUGAUAGGAAAUGUGAUUCUUAUCGCUACUUUCAUUUUUGUUAGGAGAUUUUAAAAAAUAUAACUUAUUUUUCAAACACCGUGUGGUUUAGAUCAGGAAGUUCCACACAGGGAUUCUCACAAUAUCCAGAGGAUCUGGUUUUUCUUUCAUAGGAGAAGUUAGGGAUGGAACUUGGGCAAGCAGGGCAGGAAAGCUGCAUGUGGUGACGAGGCUCGCUGUUAGGGGUCAGUGGGGGGCACAGACAGGUAGUUUGAAAUGCAUAACGACAACUAAGGUGAUGGGAGGUGUGACUUUAUGCAAGACAAUGUGGAGAGAACUGUUGUAUAAAGGCUCUUUGGAGGAACAAUGCAUACUUGUCGCUACUACACAUCCAGGCAGAUACACACAUUCACAGACACCACAUUCAAACCCACCAGUAUUCCAACAGAGGAUUUUUUUCAUGUUUAAGGACAUACUUGAGUGCAGACAACACAUUUUAAUACCACAAAUUGCCGAUGUGCUGUUAUGUAUUGGCAGUGAUGUAUUAGAAGGAGGAAAGUGGACUUUUGCAGACAACGAGACACACAGUAUGCAUGGAAUAUCCAGUUACUUCAACCAAAGCAAAAGCGUUUAUCUUACAGAGGGAACAGUGACUUAAAUUGCAAUCGAAUUGGCAGCUGGUAUAUUGUUUCCUAUAACACGUACUGUGCACUUUAAUACUAAAUUAAAAUGUAUUUUAAUAUUUUACAGAGCUGCAGAAAUAUCUGUUUUGUCAAAAAGCACGAGCGAUGUAAAGAAAUAAGUUUUCAACUCAGAGUUUAUCAAAUUUUAAAAGCAUUCAAAGAUCAAGUAUAAAAAUAGGAAUAUUGAUUUCUGCAUCUUGAGGGAUAAAAUGCAGGUUUCCUGAGUAUUUUUUACAAUGUAUAUAUGGCAACAUGAAGCUUUGUAAUUAUUAUUUUGACAAAUCUUGGGGUUUUUUCAUAAUUAAAAUUUUGGUUUUCUCCCGAUAGUGUCUUUCAGUAUUUGCUUGAUGUUGGCUGUAAAUAAAUAGCUCUAAAUAUUUUGUAAUACAGCUUUUUUUUAUGCAGUCUUAACCUGUAUGGCUAAAAAAGAGAAUCUUCAUGAAUCUUUGUAUAUUAUUUAUAUGUGCAAUAAAACAUGCAUGGCAAAUCUGUAAUACCCUAAGCAGUGAACAUAAUGUAUAUAGGAAAUCUUUACUGUAGUUACAAUUAAACUCUAUUAUUUGUAGAAACCCUUUAAUGACUGCCCCUGUGACUGACAUUUGGUUGUAAAAGAGAUGAUGCUUGGAGAGCUUGAUGCUGGGACUGAUGCAUGAGGGUUUGGGAUAGGGAGGGUAAUAGAUGUGACCCCAGGAAAGGAAUUUCGUAGCUAAACUAGGAAUAGGAUCCAGCUGGUAACUGUGGGCUUGUCCAUUUGGUGUCAGUCCCUGCAAAUGAGCUUCCCUGCAGCUCUGCUGCCCGGGAUCUCCUGCCAGUCCUGCAGUGAACAGCAGCAGCUGAAUUCACUGCCUGCUGCAGCCCAGGCUGACCCUGUGGGCUCAGGGAGACUCCACCGUCCAGAGAAGUGGGAAGCGGUAAAAAGAAAAAAUCUUACGGAUGAUAUGUAGCGUUUUUGCCUCCACACUCUCUUCCUGAACUGCAAAUGUUCUGCAGGCUUGUGCUUUAGCAAACAAAAUCCAUUGAUUUAUAUUUUUUUUUAAUUCGAGUGAAUCCGAACAAUGAUGCAGUAACAUUUUCUCUUCCUGGGGAUAAGCCAGGGUGACAGGGCUUUACCAUCCUUCUGUCUCUGCAGAAACAGGUAGUAGGGACUACUGGUUGUAGGUCAGAGGAUACAGCCUUCUUUUUCCCCUGCAGGUUCCUGAAGUCACAUAAAUUCUGCUGUUUUUCCAUUUCUCUUCUUUACCUUAACCUGAGCCAAUUUUGCUGUUGUGGGAGUGGAAAACUCUAAAUGUUUAGCACUUGUGGCUUUAUAUUUUGAUGUCAGUGCCCUGCUUUAUAAGAAAGGAGGAGUUGUUGGUGUCUUGUAAAUCUCCACAGUGCAGAAAACUUGCGUUAAGCAUUUGCGAGAGCUCUCGCAAUGCGCACGGUGGUAUCUUCCCGGCCUUCUCAGCUCACUUCAGAAACAGGUAAGAUUCAAGACAGAGAGAAGUCAACACAUACAUAGUUUAAGCCCAUCACCCUCAACAGAAACAUAAGUUCCCAGCAAUCAGCCUCCCUGCAACCUGGAAUCUAGCAGGGGCCGGAGAAACGGGAGAGCAUUCAGCAAGACUUGCGAAGGCAAACCACUCCUGCAUCCACCCUAAUAUUUCCUUCGGGAAGAGCAAGUAAAGAUUUGAACAAUUAUAUGGGUUCACCUGAACCACAGGAAAGCAGAGUUUACAAGUGAUUGCUCGAACACAAGAUAAACUGCUCAGAGAAGUAAGCUGUGUUCUUGCCCCACACAAGGUAGCUGACAGAAUUAUACCACUGGGAGCUAUUGUGGAUCUGCAACUGUCAGGCCUAAAUUCUGUUGUAUUCAUUAAAAUUAGCACGCUCGUUGGCAACCAUGAGCCAUGACAGCAUCUACAGGUAGAGAACGAUUUUUUUCGAAUCUGCUUCAGUUUCCUCUCAGUCCUUGUUAAGUCUUAGAAACCGAUAAACACAGCACAAGCCUUUCACAGCCAGCAACAAAGACAAGUGGGGGAAAAAGCCACCUCCUUUACUACAGACUGCUUCCUUCGCGUGAUUUUUAAUAGGUCUUUUCUUUAAGUAUCAUCCAUGAAAUACUCCUCAGAUUAUCUGAUGUUAAUAACCACUCUGCACAGCAAGCUUCUGUCUGUUCUCUCCACCUGACUCUGUCCUUGGAAUGUAUUUUGAGGUGCCAAGGAAAAACACUCCUAACACUUCGGAUUAAUUAAGUAGCUUGAUUGGUUGUGUCACUGACAACUUCCUUCAGAAGUAAGUGAUGAAGGGAACCCUGGUAUUUAAUUAGCUGAGGAGGCACACUGUUGUUAUUCAUAGUCCCAGUGUAGUUAAGCUACAAAUCAUCCUGAGGUCCCAAGU
Messenger RNA from Cuculus canorus (common cuckoo), 6559 nucleotides. RefSeq names its product leucine rich repeats and calponin homology domain containing 1 (gene LRCH1). Gene Ontology annotation, molecular function: protein binding. Lineage: Eukaryota; Metazoa; Chordata; Aves; Cuculiformes; Cuculidae. The record is from RefSeq and is a predicted model, not a curated record. Bases 104 to 2224 code for a protein of 706 amino acids. The transcript is spliced from 20 exons.